Molecule: messenger RNA, 408 nt
Organism: Necator americanus (New World hookworm)
Lineage: Eukaryota; Metazoa; Nematoda; Chromadorea; Rhabditida; Ancylostomatidae
Exons: 1
Coding region: 1-408 (135 amino acids)
Source: RefSeq, a predicted model, not a curated record
AUGGUUACGGGUUGGUGGUCUGCUGUCGGUUUAAUCCAGUGCAAAUUUCUGAAUCCUGGUGAAACUACUACGCCUAAGAAGAGUAUUCAACAACUGAUGAGACGAAAAGCGUCGAGAAAGAAGAAAAGAAAAAAAAAGAAAAAAAGGAAAGAAAAGAAAGAGAAAGAAAGAUCGAAAACGUCGAAAAGAGCGAAAUCUGCAACACCUACAGCCGGCAUCACAGAAAAGGUCCACGAAACUUCGGAUCGCACCUCACACAACCAACGCUUUAAAAGCUGUACUAUAAAGUCUUGCCACAACCUUCAAAUUCACUUUACCUGUCGCCAACCGACUAACACUUCUCCAUGUAUUUUGACAAUUCUUUACAAAGGAAACAGUCCUACAACCACCUUUCCAGGAGCUGGUUAA